Pygocentrus nattereri (red-bellied piranha) is the source of this 1225-nucleotide messenger RNA. RefSeq names its product cysteine-rich PDZ-binding protein (gene cript). Gene Ontology annotation, molecular function: PDZ domain binding; microtubule binding. The coding region runs from base 90 to 395 and encodes 101 amino acids. Gene Ontology annotation, biological process: cytoplasmic microtubule organization. Gene Ontology annotation, cellular component: dendrite. The transcript has 5 exons. The record is from RefSeq and is a predicted model, not a curated record. NCBI's taxonomy places the organism in Eukaryota, Metazoa, Chordata, Actinopteri, Characiformes, Serrasalmidae.
CUUUAUUUCUGAUCUUCACAACCGUGAUAACUUGGGUCUUGCUGUUGUUUUGGCGUUGUUAGGCCUCUAGAUUGUAUAACGUUAACAAAAUGGUUUGUGAAAAAUGUGAGAAGAAACUAGGACGAGUUAUUACUCCAGAUACCUGGAAAGAUGGUGCAAGAAAUACAACAGAAAGCGGUGGACGGAAACUUAAUGAAAAUAAAAUGCUGACAUCAAAAAAGGCCAGGUUUGAUCCAUAUGGAAAAUCUGGAUUUGCCACAUGCAGAAUAUGCAAAAGCUCUGUCCACCAGGCAGGAUCACACUACUGCCAGGGAUGUGCUUACAAAAAGGGGAUCUGUGCUAUGUGUGGGAAGAAGGUUCUUGACACCAAGAACUACAAACAGACCUCAGUGUGAUUGAAGUGUUGCUGGCAGAAAAUGUUUCACCUUGGAAUUGAGAAUUGAGGGAGGAAAGCAUAAAGGUGAUUGUGACUGUCUUCAACUCAAAACUCCCACAUGCAUUCAGUUUGUUAAAUUAGUGGAGCCAAGAGUGUUCACCAGUUUGUGGUGUUGUAUGUGUGAUAGUCCAGCACAGUGGUGCAGUAGUUAAUAGCUGUAUCAAUGCUGAUAUCCCUCCCUCUAUUGAUAACUUUAAAGCAAUAUAUGGGCUUGCACUGUUUGAGUAAAAUUAGAUGCCUUCCCCAAGUGAAAUGGUGGAGUUCUUGUUUUGUUUCCACCAUUUUGGAACAGACUGUAAAGAAUAAUGUAACAUCUACUGUAUUACUUCAAUUUAAAUGUAUUUCAUUUCAUUAAACAUAUUCUCUCAUUCUCUUUCUCUCUGAAGUAUACAUUCCCAUGUAGGAACUGCUUGACCAGUUAACAGUGAUUCUUCAUUACUAAGGUCUUGAUUUUUGCAGACAAGGCCAAGUCCAAUCUAAGGUCCCAAUACUGACAUUUAAAUACCAUCCAUUCCCUGAGGUGAUUUUUUUUUUCUUCAUUCAUAACUCAUGAUUUCCCUUCUAUUCUGAGGAACAUUAAGUAAUGCAAAUGAGUUAUGUGAGUUUGCAUAAUGUUUUAUUGUGGACUGUAUUAUGUCAGUAGUCAUAUUGACAACACAUUUUUUUUUUGUUGUUAUUGUCAACACUUCUAUGAGCAUGUAUGGUCUUCUGUGCAUGUCAUCGUUUUAUCAUUUUAAGCCUGUAAAUAUGUUUGAUUCUUUUGCCUAAAUAAAAUGGUAGAAUAACAAA